Messenger RNA from Haplochromis burtoni (Burton's mouthbrooder), 1750 nucleotides. RefSeq lists its product as uncharacterized. Lineage: Eukaryota; Metazoa; Chordata; Actinopteri; Cichliformes; Cichlidae. The record is from RefSeq and is a predicted model, not a curated record.
AGGAGGACAUCGCCGAUCUGCUCACUCCACACAGAUUUGAAUAUUACGACGAUACGAUCUACGUUAUACCACAGGCGCGCAUGGCUUUUGCCCUCAUGCCGACAGCAGUGGCAGCCAAAAACAUCGUGCUAGCAUCAGAAAAUAAACGUAAAUUUUUUCUCAAUGGGUCUAAACUUCGACUGCAGGUUGUGAAGCGCAGGAAUUUGAAUUUCAAGACCCCGCUUGAGUUUUAUACAUAUCUGAUGAAUCUGCUGUGUUAUGUUAAGAAGGCAGGGAUAGAUAUUGGAGCACGGACAAUCUACAUCAGGAACAUCUCACCAGACGAGUCCCGGGAUCUCAGAGAAGCUUUGGGAAAAAUAGGUAUUGUAAGAAACUACCUGCCUCUUCUCAACAAGGUGUUAAUUGAAUUUGAGUCUGUGUGUGAUGCUGAUCGCCUUGGUGUUUGGUACAGCCUUCUAAAACAGGCCACUGGCCACAAAUUGUCAAGGGUGGAAAUACCACACAAUGGAUUUACGUCACUGCCACCAAGAUUGCCACACAAAGCUUUGCCAGACAGCGAUGUUGCUGUUGACGGGGCAGCUGUCCCAACAGAAGAUGUGAUCAUCCCACAACGCAGCACUUCACCAUAUUGGAUCACAAUGACAACUAAUCCCUUUGUGUUCCCCACUGUCGCUCCUUGGUUCACAAUCCCAGAGUAUUUAACUGUCAGGGAACCUGAUGACAUUGAGAAAGCCCAAUCUCAAGGUUCUACGUUCUCCACGAUCAUGUUGACCGGUUUGCCAGAAGGAAACUACAGACAGGAGGAUGUUGCCAAGCUGGUGUGGCGUUACUUCCCUGAUCAGACUGUUCAGACUCUGUACUACAACAUAAUCGUUUUAUCACUGCAGAGGAGGGCCUUUGUGUUUUUUAACAGCUGGGAUGCAUGCUGCGAUUUCGCCAGAGAUUACCUCAAAGAUCCAGUUACAGUUGGAGAGUGGAGACUAGGAAUCCACAUUGUUUUAAAAGACAUGCAUCCUGGUUCAAGUGAGGAGAGCAUGUACAGAAGCAUGAUGAAAUGGAGCAGCACUCAUGUUCCACAGUCUGAGUCUCUGGAGGACCGGCUGCUGAGUGUGGAGGUCUCCGAGGUGAAUGUGGACCUUGUCAUGAUGAUCAUGAAAAUGGUGGCUCCCAUUGCUGCUUUUGUCAGAUUUUUGCCGCUUGCCAACAGGAUAUGCAUUGAGAUGGCUGAACCUGGUGGAUUAACACAGGUGAUGGAGAGCAAUGUCACCAAGGACUAUUUAUCUUCUUGGAGUAAAGUCGGACGUAUUGAGUCUUUGAAGAGUCUGAAACAGCAUCUGCAAGACUCGGGUGAGAACACACUUAACCUCGAACUGGAAACAGAGAAGGCCGCAGAAUCGACCGCUGUCCCGCAGCCAAGUGAGGAAGGCCAGAAAGCAGCAGUGAAGGAAGAGGGGCCACCACAAACUUUGGUCACUACUCCUGAUGCAAACGCCGCCCCCGCCGCUUCUAGCGCUGCUCCUUCAGCAACAAGCCCAGUCAAGUCUGAGGAAAAAGACUCAAAACUUCCUCACAUCAAUGAGGACGUUUUCAUGGCCAUUACAGCAGCGCUUCGUGAGCAUAGAGAGAGUCGAGAAAGUAGGGCACAGAGCAAGGACAGAGAGGUAACACUUUAAAUUUCACUGUGUUGUCCCAAAAUAUCUUAAGACACUAAAAGCCUUAUGUUGGAGAUUACAUGUGAGCAUUGUAUAGU